AUAUGUUGAUGUUUCAAAGAUGCGUUUGAGUGUCACCUGUGCCCUGCAUGAAAUUCAAUCACAGAAAUACAAACUGCAAACAGUUAAGAGAAACAAACAGUGAAAUGUUUAGGCGUAUCGGAUACCAGCAAGUCCAGAGGCUGGGACGAAACCAUCUGACUGACGAAUCGUAUCAAUGCAAUGUUUGUAUGCACUGACGCUUGGCCAAUCAGAAUUAGAGGUAUAACUUCUGUCGCCAAAGUGUCCGAAUAUGUAACCAAUCGGAGCCAGCUAGAGGCGGGACCCCUUCCGAUGGAUGACUGGAGUUUCCCUUACGGUCUGAAGAUUAAUGGAAGGGGUCUGUUGAUCUUAGGAAUCGGCUAUCAGAUGGUCGGUCCCAGGAAAUCUGUGCACUUGAUGCCUUGUGUCGAAGCGAAUGGGGACAGAUUGAUUUAAAUAAACCAAGCGCAGCGAAGAGGAAAAAAAACUGGACAGCACUUUUGUUUCCCAGGUCUGUCUUGAAAAGGCCUGCGAAGAUAGCACCUGGUUUGCUCAGGCCAGGAUACGACUUCGAGGGACGCUACAAGCUAGUGCUAGCUUGCUCGGUACAUUGACGGAAAACAUUUCUGGGCGACCCGUUUAAUGAUCCGGAUUGGAUUUUGGAUGGACCAUAUAGUCUCUGGACUUAAAGCACACUCGAGUGACAUGUCAAUGAACCGAUGCUUGGUUGAAAAUCGACGCCCCAGAGCUAACAUCCACUAGCCUGUCUGCUAGAGUUAGCUGGCGUACUAGCCUAGCUUAGCGUUGGUUUGAGCUGCAAACUUGAAGAUCGCUUGGUUUUGAGUUUUCUGAGCACACUGGAGAGGUAAAGGGGGAAAUAAAGUUAUAAUCGUUAGUUGAUAAUGAUUGCUGUAAGCUAGUAGCCAAUUGACAGCUCCAUUUAGCCUAGCGGUAUAGCAUCACUCAACGAUUUGCAAAGGAAGACUCAGCUCGAGCCCAGGGACUCAACCACCAGCCUGCCAUAAUGGGCAACACGCCCACCGCAAAGAAGGGCAAUGAGAUGGAAAGUGUGAAGGAGUUUCUUCUAAAAGCCAAAGAAGAUUUCCUAAGGAAAUGGGAGAAUCCAGCACAGCAAACUGCGGCAUUGGAUCACUUUGAUCGUCUGAAGACCCUAGGCACUGGAUCAUUCGGUCGGGUCAUGCUGGUUAAACACAAAGAGUCGGGCCAGCAUUUUGCCAUGAAAAUACUUGACAAACAGAAGGUCGUAAAGCUGAAGCAGAUAGAACACACACUGAAUGAGAAACGUAUCCUGCAAGCUGUCAGCUUUCCCUUUCUAGUGCGACUGGAGCACUCUUUUAAGGACAACAGUAAUCUGUAUAUGAUAAUGGAAUAUGUGCCCGGAGGUGAAAUGUUCUCACACUUAAGGAGAAUCGGUAGAUUCAGUGAACCGCAUGCUCGCUUCUACGCAGCCCAGAUUGUACUGACCUUUGAAUACCUUCACUCACUGGAUCUCAUCUACCGAGAUCUCAAGCCAGAGAACCUGCUCAUUGACCAUCAAGGUUACAUACAGGUAACAGAUUUCGGAUUUGCAAAAAGGGUGAAGGGCCGAACCUGGACACUUUGUGGGACUCCUGAGUACCUGGCACCAGAGAUCAUCCUCAGUAAGGGUUACAACAAAGCAGUGGACUGGUGGGCUCUGGGAGUGCUGAUAUAUGAGAUGGCAGCUGGUUACCCCCCCUUCUUUGCAGACCAGCCUAUUCAGAUUUAUGAGAAGAUUGUAUCAGGGAAGGUUCGCUUUCCCUCUCACUUCAGCUCAGACCUGAAGGAUCUGUUGAGAAAUUUGCUGCAGGUGGACCUGACCAAGCGCUUUGGCAACCUCAGGAAUGGAGUCAAUGAUAUCAAGGGCCACAAGUGGUUUGCCACCACUGAUUGGAUUGCCAUCUACCAGAGGAAGGUGGAAGCUCCCUUUAUUCCUAAGUGCAAAGGCCCUGGUGACACGAGCAACUUUGACGACUACGAGGAAGAGGAAAUCAGAGUCUCCUUCACAGAGAAGUGUGCAAAGGAGUUUGCUGAGUUCUAGAUUCCAACCAUGAGUAGCGAAGAGACAGAGAGAGACAGGUAUUUAGAAAGUCAAUGGGGGUCAAAAAGGAAGGAAGCGCUAGGGUGGACUGCUAACUUACUUAUUUGUAACGACGACAACAAUGUAAAAUCCCCCAAAAGGAAAGGUAGACAAAGUGCAGAAAGAUCCAACAGAACCAGCAGUGUUGCCUUUUCUGAUUGUUUCUCAACUGUUACCUUUUCAUUUUAUUUACCCCUCUUGUGUUUGUGGCAGGGGCUUGAGGAUAGCAGGCAUAGGUUGUGGCUGUCCAGCUAUCCUUGUAUCUUUUCUGAUGGUGUAAUGACAUGUUUUCAGUCUUUGCAGGUUGAGGCAGUGAUUCUCUGUUAAGGUACUGAAUCUGCUAGGCUCCUUUUUCUAACAGACCAUCUCUCCAAGCUUCUCAAAGAGUGAUUGUUGUUUCUUGUCACCCUGGUUCCCCACCUCCAUCUCUGUAUCCUGAAUCUGUCCAAGCAAUACCAAGUCCAACAGAUGUGCCUAUCAUAAUGCCAACUGGUUGGAAAACUGUGUCGAAAGCAUUGGCGCAGAGCUUUGGCCGUGGUGGCAUCAGCCCUUGUGCCCGUUUGGUUGAAAGCUUGAAAACACUCUGCGCCUGCCUUUGUCUGCUCAAUGUGGCAUGAUUAUUGGGUAGACGAUGCACUCGCUGCUUGCAGUCGAAGCAGUGGUGACCUCUUUGAUCAGAGUGAAUAGGAUUUAUCAAAGUACACUUCGUCUAGGCCUUACUCCACGUGAGGACCUGUGAGAAAUGAUAAACAUGAGGUUUGCAUUGAAGUCUGUCUUUCUCUUAGCUGAAUUUAUUAGAGCAUCUUAAGAAUCCUAUUGGUGAUCAUUUUGUCCUUUUUAUGUCGAUCUCUGUGCUUGUGUGUUACUUAGUGCUCAAGGGUGGGUUUAAAAAGCUGUGAUUUAGCAGCAACUAACAUUGUGAUCACACUCCUGACUAUUGUUUAUUUAAAUCAUAGUACAUUUAUAAUAGAUUUCUCUAUCUUUACUUAUAUGUGUAUCUGUAUAUAAAUAUAGAUAUAAAUAAUGAUAGAGAAUACGAUUUAAUCCAUCUUUAUCUCUUUUUCAACUGUGUCUCAUAGCUGUGAAACUCGAUUAAGAUUUCGUAAAUAAAUAAAUAAAUAAAUAAAGAGACAGAUAUGAACUCUGCCAAAUUUGCAAACUGAGAGCAUUGCAAAGUUUUCUGUCUGUGACUAUGAUGGUGGUGGAUUCAAAUACGCAAAAAAAAGUAGCAAAAAUGUCUCAACAAAGUGUGCAUGUUAUUUUUGUACAAAAAUCACUUUUAAAGAAAGCUGGCAGAGCAUCACCCUUCAUUUGUGCUGAGGUACACGACAACAUGGAUAAAAUGCUUCUAACUGUCAAGGUGGACUCUCUCUCGGAAGCUCUGUUUCGAUGAAGAUGAAACAAGACCCAGUUAAAUGUGUCCAAAAGUUCUUCUGGGCUGCGUUCAUUCAUUCAUUCAGUUGUAAGGUAACAGUUUGCAGAUAAUUUUCACUUAACUUGUACUUCUCACAUUGAAAAGUUUUUAACCCUUUCUUCAUUUCUUGUAUAUACCGACAUGUGACACCUUCAGAUAGAUUUACAGCCCAACCAAAUUUCUAGGAGUGUUGAGAUUGGAGUGCUUUUUUGUCAGUUUUUCAGCUUCUGUGUAACAAAUUAAAGAAAGGAAGCUAUCCUAAAGCUGUCACCUUUGCCAAGUUUAUUUCUGUGGGUGCAAGACAAUCGCAGACCAAAUCUUCUUGCUGGUUUGUUGACUGAAUACAUUAUUUUGGUUGUGAUGAAGGAUGUUCACCCUCCUUUCACCCCUUCCUCCAUAAGCCCUAGGUGCUAGUAUUUUUUUUCCAUCUCACUGAAAAGCUUCUGUGAAUUGUUUAAUGUGCAUCAAACUCUUUGUCAUAGUCUCGUAACAUGACAUAUUUGAGAAUGUUCUUUGACUCCAAGUGAUUUCAGCAGGCUUGAGUCAUCAUUUUAGCCGUCUUUUAAUGUAACUGAGAUCAAAUGCAGGAUACCUUUUUUGAAUGUCUUGAAUUGUCUGAUGGAAAUAUUUCAAAGCUGUUUGAAACAUGGAGUGUGUUUUGUAUAAUACAUGUUUCUCUGGUGAGCCUGGUUUUUCUUGCAUGUGGUAGAGCAACCCAACAGCAAGACCUCUCUAGGAGCUGAGACAUGUUUGAGAAAUCAUUGUUUCCACAGCCGACAGCUUCUUUUCUGUGUAAACUUUGUUAGAGCAUCACGCUGAACAUUGCAGUGGAUCAACGCAACUUUUCAAGUCUUUUGCAAAGUGAAGCACACGUCACACCCUUUCAAAUCCCCCCUCUUAUUGAUUCCAGCUAAUUAUUUGAAACGUUAAAGACACUAUGUAAAUGCUUUGAAGAGAGCACAUGGAAAUCUUUAUGUUCUGACACAUGAUUAUGAGUCCUACAUAAAGUUGGUGGGUAGAAGGCAACACAAGUUGAUCCACUUCAGACACUAAAGCCAUCAAAUUGAUUUUUUCAAAUGAACAGCUGUUUCCCAUCCAUAACGUAUUGGUCUUUAAUCCUCUUCUAUCAGCUAAUCAGUAUCAACUGCUUUGUGCUAAUGACUUCUUCUCCUGUGUUUGCCUUCUAUUUACAUCAAGUUUCUGCACACUCAUUCAUAACACUCUUUACAUCGGAGAUGUUUUGCAUUCAUAUUUUCUAAUUGUAUUUUCAAAAAAAAGCAAAAAAGCAAAAACAUUAACCUUUUUUCCUCAUGACCUGGGUACAGUGAUUGUGUAGUCUAUUGUACCUUCUGGGAAACAAUACUGUAUAUCCUUGCCUUUGACAGUCUUAACUAUCUUACCCUCUGGAGAACUUGACAGAUACCCUUAGAACACAAUGAGUAUGUUAAAAAAAUAUACAUAAAGUAAUAUUUUGCAAAAAUGUAUCAUUCCAAUAAACUUUUACUUGUUAAGACUAA
Notolabrus celidotus (New Zealand spotty) is the source of this 5029-nucleotide messenger RNA. It is a transcript of the gene prkacaa, whose product is annotated as protein kinase, cAMP-dependent, catalytic, alpha, genome duplicate a. The transcript has 10 exons. The record is from RefSeq and is a predicted model, not a curated record. Gene Ontology annotation, cellular component: nucleus; cAMP-dependent protein kinase complex. Gene Ontology annotation, molecular function: cAMP-dependent protein kinase activity; protein kinase A regulatory subunit binding; ATP binding. Lineage: Eukaryota; Metazoa; Chordata; Actinopteri; Labriformes; Labridae. Gene Ontology annotation, biological process: peptidyl-serine phosphorylation. Bases 1004 to 2059 code for a protein of 351 amino acids.